This is a messenger RNA of Lolium perenne, 752 nucleotides long. The record is from RefSeq and is a predicted model, not a curated record. NCBI's taxonomy places the organism in Eukaryota, Viridiplantae, Streptophyta, Magnoliopsida, Poales, Poaceae.
GCCAGGAGCCAGUGGAACGGACACGCAUCGAUCCACCGCUUUGCCGAGCCUAUAAAUACGCGCCUUCGCCUGCAUUUCCCCCCAUCUCACCACAGCAAGUUCUUCCUCUCUCGAGCUAGCUAGCCUUCUUCCUCUGCUGCUCUGCCUUCCAAGCACCAUUUCAGACCCUCGGAGUGAGGUGGGUAGCUGGGCGUGGAGGAUGGAGCGGGCGAACACGGACCUGAUGCUGCAGAACCUGUGCAUCAUGGAGGAGAAUGAGCGGCUCCGGAGGAUGGCGCGAGAGCUGGAUCAGGAGAACAAGAAGAUGCUCGCCGACCUCAGGAUGAAGCAGCAGCAGCAGCAGCAGCAGCAGAUGGCGACCUCCUCCCGGACCGCGGCCCAGAUGGCGCCGGGAGGCGCAUCUUCCGGCGCCACGGCGAGGGCAUCCAAGUCCGGCAAGAAGCAGCCCAAGUGAUCAACGCAUGCAUGCAUGACUAUGAUCGUGGAGGGAGAGGCCGCUGUUGUCUUGUGAUCUUGUCUUUUGUGAUUAGUACCUUUAUAUUACUACUACUGGCUGGGUAGAUAGGCGGUUAAGUGGAGCUGGCAUGCUUGCAGAAGCAGGUGUAGUUGGUUUAGUUCGACUUUUGGUUAUUAUGCUAGGAAGUGGUGGCAGUAUUUUGUUGGCUAUGUUUGAUAUGUCGUGCCAUUUCUUGUUGCAAUGUGAUGGCCUGAUGGGUACCAGACUACCAUUAACAUGAAAUUAUGUUGCCUCA